UUCCAGCACGUUCGUGCACUGACCGUAGAUGAUGUGUUACCUUCAAAUUCAAAAAAUGAUCUCAAAAAUGCGUUCAAACUAGCCAAGCAGUAUCUCAAAAGCAGAGGUUUGACGAAGGGUUCUGAUGCUCCACUCUACUCCGCCAAGUCCACCUCCAAAGAGUCCGGGUCGAAAGAAACAAAUGCUUCUAACGAAACAAAGAAGUUAUCUCAUGAGAAAACGUUGGGAGAGGUUCUUAGAAAGGAAUUUCUCCAAGAAGAACUUUCCGAGGUUGAUGUAAACCCACCAGCAGCUGUUGCAUCUCAGGAAAAUCCGAAUAUUGAAAUAGAGGUCAAUCCGCUUUGUGCUGAAGAAAAAUUGGAAAUGGAAAAGAAGCAAAACGAGGAGAGUGUUGUCAAUAUCAUUCCUCCACCAAAGGAAGAAAUUGUUGUCGAAGUUCCCGUACCGAAGGCGACUGUCAAGCGAAAAGCUUCUGCUUCGUCGGACUCGCUCAAUCUGGCCAAACGUCAACCUGUCACCCAUUCUCCUCCGAGGCCUUCCGCAUUUGCAGCAGAUUCAACGACGCAUUCAGACACGUCACCAUCCCCAGAUCUCCUAGCUCCUACUAUAUUCCGCGAGGCAAUAGCUAUUCUUGAGCGCGUUUGGACAACUAGUCUGGUACAGAGUUACGUAACGCCUCCACGUUCAAGCUUGCGAUUUGAAAUGCAUACAGGAGGCUUACUUUCAGACCACGAGACGGAUAGUUUGUUUGAUUUGAUCUUUACUUGGGUACGAGAUCGCGAACAUGAUGCCUAUUUCCUGCCCGGCGUUCAUCUAGUCUUUGAAGUGCUCAUGCCAGAAGUCAUUAUCCAAUCGCUUGUUUUGGUCUGUUGUGCUCCUUACUUUUUUGUGAUAGUAUUCAUAGAUUUGAUGCUGGUGCUCUAG
Molecule: messenger RNA, 924 nt
Organism: Strongylus vulgaris
Lineage: Eukaryota; Metazoa; Nematoda; Chromadorea; Rhabditida; Strongylidae
Source: the annotation of a GenBank genome assembly